GAUAAAUCCCACCCCUUUUUUCCGGAAACGGCCGAAGUUCCUAGGGUAUGUGUGGAGCUGUUGCCUCGUCUUCCUCUUGAAGAGAACGAAGAGUGAGGGGGCCGCGCUUGGACACUGGCCCGCGGUGACCGCAUCGGCGGCCUUCAACAUGUCUGAAUUCGACGAGUUCGAGCGGCAGCUGAACGAGAAUAAGCAAGAGCGGGACAAAGAGAACCGUCAUCGAAAACGUAGUCACAGUCGCUCUAGAAGCAGAGACAGAAAACGGCGAAGUCGCAGUAGAGAAAGACGAGGAAGAGAACAGCGCAGUGGAUCUAGGGAUCGGAGGAGGCGAAGCCGGUCCCCCAGGCAUGAAAAGAAAAAGAAGAUUCGCAAAUAUUGGGAUGUACCUCCUCCAGGUUUUGAGCAUAUCACUCCUAUCCAGUAUAAAGCCAUGCAAGCUGCUGGUCAGAUUCCUGCUACAGCUCUCCUUCCAACAAUGACACCUGAUGGACUUGCUGUUACACCCACACCUGUGCCUGUUGUGGGAAGCCAGAUGACCAGACAGGCCCGUCGACUUUAUGUUGGAAAUAUUCCCUUCGGAAUAACAGAGGAAGCUAUGAUGGACUUCUUUAAUGCUCAAAUGCGCCUAGGUGGAUUAACACAAGCACCUGGAAACCCUGUCCUUGCAGUGCAGAUCAACCAAGACAAAAACUUUGCUUUCUUGGAGUUCCGAUCUGUUGAUGAGACCACACAGGCAAUGGCAUUCGACGGCAUAAUUUUCCAAGGCCAGUCAUUAAAGAUCCGCCGUCCCCAUGAUUACCAACCUUUGCCUGGCAUGUCUGAAAAUCCGUCUGUGUAUGUGCCAGGGGUGGUAUCCACCGUUGUUCCAGACUCUGCACACAAGCUAUUCAUUGGAGGUUUACCCAACUAUCUGAAUGAUGACCAGGUAACCAUGGCGUCAUUAAGCCUAUGGGUUAAAGAGUUGCUUACAUCUUUUGGACCUUUGAAAGCCUUUAAUUUGGUGAAAGACAGUGCUACAGGUCUCUCUAAGGGUUAUGCUUUCUGUGAAUAUGUGGAUAUCAAUGUCACAGAUCAGGCUAUUGCUGGUCUUAAUGGAAUGCAACUGGGAGACAAAAAGCUUCUUGUACAAAGGGCGAGUGUUGGCGCAAAGAAUGCAACAUUGAGCACGAUAAACCAAACUCCAGUAACUCUUCAAGUACCUGGCCUCAUGAGCUCUCAGGUGCAAAUGGGUGGACAUCCAACAGAGGUGUUGUGUCUGAUGAAUAUGGUGUUGCCUGAAGAACUACUGGAUGAUGACGAAUAUGAGGAGAUUGUGGAAGAUGUAAAAGAUGAGUGCAGCAAGUACGGGAUUGUUAAAUCCAUUGAAAUACCCCGACCUGUUGAUGGUGUUGAAGUACCAGGAUGUGGCAAGAUCUUUGUGGAGUUCACCUCAGUCUUUGAUUGUCAGAAAGCCAUGCAAGGACUCACAGGACGCAAAUUUGCAAACAGAGUGGUGGUUACAAAAUACUGUGAUCCAGAUGGUUACCAUCGUCGUGAUUUCUGGUAGAUCUAGUUAUGUACAAGAUACUGAGUGGAAAGAAAAUGAGUUUGAGAGGGAACUGGAUGCUCAUAAGGACUUUUUUUUCCCCCCAGCCCUAAUCCCUUCCAACCCCUUUUUCUUCCAGGAGGCUUAUUUUGAUCAAGUGUUUAUAUAUUAUGGCCAAUUUUUUUUUUCACCCCCCCUCCCCUUUCCCGAAGCAACAUAACCACCCAUUUUCUCUUUUAAAGUAA
Molecule: messenger RNA, 1770 nt
Organism: Nanorana parkeri
Lineage: Eukaryota; Metazoa; Chordata; Amphibia; Anura; Dicroglossidae
Gene: U2AF2
Product: U2 small nuclear RNA auxiliary factor 2
Exons: 11
Coding region: 149-1546 (465 amino acids)
Biological process (GO): mRNA processing; female sex differentiation
Cellular component (GO): nucleus; U2AF complex; commitment complex
Molecular function (GO): poly-pyrimidine tract binding; pre-mRNA 3'-splice site binding
Source: RefSeq, a predicted model, not a curated record